ACGUUUGAAAUCACAACUUUUUUGCAUCCAGUCUAAGCAUCUAAAUGAUACAGAUCAACACAAUUUUGCCACAAAUCAACACAAUCUGAAGCAGGAUUUUGGCUACCUGUCACUGCUUCUCGACAUAUUUUGACUCUAAGAUAUAUUUAUAUACCACAUCAAUGCACUCAAAGUGUUAUGCUGUUUAAAAUUAGUUUUGGAAAUUGAUAAUGUCGAUAUUUGUUUGUUUUGUCGUGUUGGCAUUUUUGUCAACAAGCAGUGGUAUUAAAUACAAGGAUAAUGAUAAGGUAAAACUUUAUGUGAACAAAGUUGGACCAUACUUCAACCCUCAUGAAACAUACCAUUACUACCAGCUACCAGUCUGUAGACCAAAAAAGAUAGAACACAAGAGUUUAACAUUAGGAGAGGUUUUAGAUGGAGACAGAAUGGCUUUAUCAGAAUAUGAUAUUCGGUUUACACGUGAUUCAGAUAAGAAAGAAUUGUGUAUGGUGACUUUUACAGAACAAGAUUUACAAUUAUUACGGGAUGCUAUUGAAGAUCUCUAUUACUUCGAAUUUGUUAUAGAUGAGAUACCAGUUAGAGGUUUUAUAGGACAUUUAGAGGAAGGAGGUUUUCUGCCUCAUAAUCACAAGGUUUUCCUGUGGGCACAUCUCAACUUCAACAUAGAAUAUAAUGGAAAUCAGGUUAUAUAUGCCAAUGUGACAACCAAAGAACAAGCACCUGUCAGUUUGGAUGGAGUUACUGCCCCUUAUGAAGUUGUAUUCACCUACAGUGUGAAAUGGAUGAAAACAAACAUGGCUUAUGAUGAUAGAGCUAAGAGAGUACGAGAUAACAGCUUCUUCCCAAAAACAUUGGAGAUUCAUUGGCUGUCCAUUAUUAAUUCCAUGGUGCUAGUCUUUCUCCUCAUUGGUUUUGUUGUAAUUAUACUGACACGUGUUUUAAAAAGUGAUUUUGCCAGAUACAAUGUGGAUGAAGAAGAGAGUGAUGAUAUUGACCAGGAAGAUAAUGGCUGGAAAAUUAUACACAGUGACGUCUUCAGAUUCCCUUCUUUUAAAAGUCUCUUUACAGCUAUACUUGGGGUUGGUAGCCAGUUUUUAGCCCUUGCCACCGGUAUCAUGGUGAUGGCUGUAUUAGGAAUGUUUAAUGUCCACCAUCAUGGAUCUAUCAACUCAGCAGGAGUGAUACUGUAUGCUUUUACAUCAGGCAUUGCAGGUUAUGUUGCAGCUAACAUGUACAAAGUUUUAGGGGGAGACAACUGGGUAUGGAACCUCAAUCUCACUUCCUGUUUAUUUGCUGCGCCAUUUUUCAUGGUAUGGGCAUUUGUGAAUUCUGUUGCCUGGGGUUAUGGUACAACGCAAGCUUUACCUUGGCAGACAGUUGUAUUACUAAUGUGUCUGUGGGUAUUUGUUGGUUAUCCAUUAACUAUUAUUGGUGGAAUCUUUGGUAAAAAUUGGGCCACAGGAUUUGAUGCACCUUGCCGCACAAAGAAUUUCCCCCGAGAGGUCCCUAGUGUUCCGUGGUACAGAUCAUCAUUUGCACAUUGCAUUGUGGGAGGAUUUUUGCCAUUUAGUGCUAUAUCAGUGGAGUUGUACUAUAUAUUUGCCACAUUAUGGGGACGAGAGCAGUACACACUGUACGGUAUCCUAUUCAUUGUGUACGGUAUAUUGAUCAGUGUGACUGCCUGUAUAUCAAUAGCACUGACCUACUUCCAGCUCUCAGCCGAGGACUACCGAUGGUGGUGGAGGUCUAUAUUUAGUGCUGGGUCCACAGGAUGUUUUGUCUUUCUGUAUGCCAUGUUCUACUACUUCAAGAGAUCCAACAUGUCCGGUGCCCUGCAGACAAUCGAGUUUUUCGGCUAUACAUUUCUCACAUGUUACGUUUUCUUCCUUAUGUUGGGAACAGUAUCAUUUUUUGCAUCAUUGAAUUUUGUUCGAUAUAUUUAUGUCAACUUGAAGAUGGAUUGAUGCUGAUGUCAGAUUUGAUAUUUAUUUUUUCAUAUUGUUAUGAUUAUUCCUUAUGUAUUAAAAGGAGGGGGUAUGAUAAGGGCCAUUGUUUGGUCCCUGAAAUUGCAUUUUGAACAUAUUUAACUUAAAACGAAUCACUUAUGCUUAGUUUAGGACCAGAUAGAUAUAACAAACAGCUGUACCCAAAAAUAUUUUACAUAUAUAUUAGCAUCUGUGUAAAAUACGUCUUGUUCAAAAAUAUCUUUCAAGAAAAAGCUUUUGCUGGUAUCUUACAAGUAACGAAAAGAUCUUGAAAUGAGAUUUUUUGGGCAACUUAUACAGUUUUGCACUUAAUUCAGGAUUUUGAAGGAAAUAUUCCAGACACAAUUAAAAUAAAUAUAAAUACUUAUCAAUGUCUGACACACUAAUGUCUUAUGAUCAUCUGAAUGGAGGAUCUGAUUUUGUAGAUUUUUCAUACUUUCAUUUUUGAAUUCAAGGGACCAAAAAAAUGGCCCUAUUACAUUUUCUUCUUUUGGAUAAACUUGUCACAGUUAGUUGCCUUAUAUCGUUAUACACAAAAUAUUUUUCAAAAUAUCACAUAUUCUGCCUUGGAAUUGUGGGUAGCAAAUAUAUCAAAGGGAUAUAAGACAUCUAUCUAUGACAAUUUUAUCACAAUGCGGGACUAAUAUUAAAUAUAUUGGAAACAAUUUUGUUGUGGAUCUUUAUUUUUCAAUUGUUUUGUACUGUACUAUAUGUUUUCUGGUGUUUUUGUUUCUUGCCUAGUAAAUUAAAGCCUAAAUACAUUGUAGAACUUCAUUCCUCAUGAUUUUAUUUCAUUUUUUUUCUAGCGUUUAUUUGUAAUAGACUCGAUAAAUAAACAAAAAAUCUUUACAUUAAAGUAUUGUACAAGUAGAUGUAUGAUCUAGAAAAAUAGUUGUUUAAUCUAGUAUGUAGAUUUCAGUUUGUUAGUAAAGGCAAGAAUUCUCCCUAUAGAAAGGGAGAUAACUUUUGUUAAACUUAUAACAAUUUUAUAAAUUAGUCCUGUUUGUAAUUUACUGGUGAAAAAACUAUAUUUUUAGGGUUAUUAAUGCUUUAUAUAAGUGGUGUGAUAUAAUGCGAUAGAGUGUUUGUUUAUGAGUUUGUUGAAUUUUGUUUUGUUAUUUUGAAAGUGUUUUUUUUGUGUAUAUACUAAGGGGAGACAAUCGUUGUGUUUUGGUAAAAAAAAUAUAGCCUGUAUAUGAUUACAGUAUCAUAAUCUUCUUACAUUUUUUUUUUUAUCUUUCUAUCAUUUAAUAUUGUAAAAAAUACAAAAAACUUAUUGUACGUAAGUCACAAGGAAAUAAUAUGUUAAAAAUGGAAAAAAAAUAUUUGUAAAAGAAAAAUGUUGUACUCAACUUGUAUGUAAUGCACCUAAAAAUACAGAUUUUAUAUACAAUGACAAAAUUUUACAAAUCAACAUAUCACUAUAUUUAAAACAAUGCAUCAUGGGAAUUGUGAUUCAAAUUCCAUAAUAUUAUUUUUUUGCAUGUUUGUUGUAUAAUUUUGGCUUUCAUGUACAUUUAAAUUACAAUGAAAUUUUUUAAGUAAGACAUUUGAAUCUUUUCAAAACAAAGUGCACCUGAUGCAAGUUAAAAAAAAUAUAAAUCUUGCAAUUUUCUAACAUUCCUCAGUUAAUUUUAAUUGAUUUCUUUUUUCCUAGUGUAUAUUUUUUUUUUACAUCAAAUGUGAUAUAUUGAGAACAAUGAUUACCGAGUGUCAUUUUAAAUGAAGCAGAUUUUUUUUCAAUAUUUUUUUGAAUUUUUGAAUUUCCAACUUCUUUUCUGUGAUGUGAGAUUGAAAGUUGUAUGGGAGAAAGACUAUACACAUUAUUCAUUCAAAUCAAAUAUUGUUAUGUAGAUUAAGAAAGUUCAGAAUGGCGAGUGCUUCAUGUAUAUAUUCUGCUUGCAUGGUAUGACAGUUUAAUAGAGGGAGCAUCUCAAAGUGUAAUUGUAAAUCUUAGAAUGUCACAAAUAUUUAAUAUUAGUCAAUUGAGAUAUUCAACCCAAUGUUAAAGACAUCAAUUUUAUGUGAUUUAAAUCAUUUAAAACUGAUAUUCAUGGAAAAAAGAAAUUUUAAAAAAUACAAGUGGGGAAAAAUUAUUUUCUGAAAUAUAAACCACAGCUCACUCAGCAAAGGCCAGUAGGUGAAAGGCUUCUUAAAAAGUUUUUUAAAUUGCAAUAAUGAAAAAUAUGCUAGCUGUUGUUCUAAUUCUCAAUGUUUUGUAUGUGAUUCAAAUUCCAUAAAAUUGUUUU
Messenger RNA from Mytilus trossulus (common blue mussel), 4234 nucleotides. RefSeq names its product transmembrane 9 superfamily member 1-like. The transcript is spliced from 15 exons. Gene Ontology annotation, cellular component: membrane. Gene Ontology annotation, biological process: protein localization to membrane. The coding region runs from base 210 to 1964 and encodes 584 amino acids. The record is from RefSeq and is a predicted model, not a curated record. NCBI's taxonomy places the organism in Eukaryota, Metazoa, Mollusca, Bivalvia, Mytilida, Mytilidae.